Geodia barretti is the source of this 489-nucleotide messenger RNA. NCBI's taxonomy places the organism in Eukaryota, Metazoa, Porifera, Demospongiae, Tetractinellida, Geodiidae. The record is from the annotation of a GenBank genome assembly.
AUGUUUCGCGGCAGAUAUGAGCAUACGGUCGAUACCAAAGGGCGCCUGAGCAUUCCGGCCAAGUAUCGCGAAGUCCUCCUGGGCAAAGGUGACGAACGGCUCAUUAUCACAAAUUUCGUCGUCAGUGCCAAGCGAUGCCUGGAUGUCUACCCGCUGGACGAGUGGCUGGCGCUGGAGGAAGCCGUCCGCCGGAAGCCCAAGUUCGACGCCCAAAUGGUGCGGUUUCAGACCUACUAUCUGGGUGGCGCGACGGAAUGCGCCGUGGACCCGCACGGACGUAUCCUCAUCCCGCCCACCCUGCGCAAGUACGCUGAUCUCAAGCGUGACGUGAUGCUGGCGUCGGCGGGCGAGAAGUUUCGCAUCUGGGACAAGGACGCUUGGGACAAGGUGUUCACGGAGGCUGAAGAGCAACUCAUGGAAGAUCCGGACUCCUUCUCGGAGUUGGGUUGUGAGUCCGGCGACCGAUGCCGAAGAAAGGAGCGACCAUGA